Molecule: messenger RNA, 1684 nt
Organism: Drosophila novamexicana
Lineage: Eukaryota; Metazoa; Arthropoda; Insecta; Diptera; Drosophilidae
Product: tRNA dimethylallyltransferase
Exons: 1
Coding region: 211-1608 (465 amino acids)
Biological process (GO): tRNA modification
Cellular component (GO): mitochondrion
Molecular function (GO): tRNA dimethylallyltransferase activity
Source: RefSeq, a predicted model, not a curated record
UAUGUUAUUCAGUCUACUUUAAACAUAAGCAUUUUGGUUGAAGCUAAAGCAACAGGUAGUUUCCUACUAACACGUGUCUGAAACGUGAGAGCUGCCACACUGUCUGUCUCUCUCGCACAUGCGCACUUUGAUUCGCUAGCGAAAAUAAACAACAAACAAAGCACUUGUGGCUCAAUUUAAAAUUGAAUUCAAUUAAAUUAAACGUGCCAAAUGCUGCGCAAGGUGCCGCUCAUAGUCAUACUGGGCUCCACGGGCACGGGCAAGACGAAAUUAUCGCUGGAGCUGGCCGAGCGCUUUGGCGGCGAGAUAAUCAGCGCGGAUUCCAUGCAAGUAUACACAAACUUGGACAUUGCCACAGCAAAGGCCACCAAGGAGGAGCAGGCACGUGCGCGGCAUCAUCUGCUGGACGUUGCGACGCCGGCUGAGCCAUUUACCGUAACGCACUUUCGCAAUGCGGCAUUACCCAUCAUUGAGCAGCUGCUGGCCAAAUCGAAGCCGCCAAUUGUGGUCGGCGGCACCAACUACUAUAUCGAAUCCUUGCUGUGGGACAUAUUGGUUAGCACCAAAGAGGAGCAGGCAGCAACAGUUGAACAACAGUUGUCCGCGGAGCUAAUGGCCGGCAUGUCCACGGCGGAAUUGCAUCAGCGUUUGGCCCAGAUUGAUGCCAGCAGCGCGAAUCGCAUACAUCCCAACAAUCGGCGCAAGAUCCAGCGCGCCAUUGAGGUGUACCAAAGCACGGGCCAGACCUUGAGCGAAAAGCUAAUGGAGCAGCGCCAGCAGCCAGGUGGCAAUCGCCUGGGUGGUCCACUGCGUUACCCACACACCAUACUACUCUGGCUGCGCUGCCAGCAGGAUGUGCUGAAUGAGCGGCUAGACAAACGAGUUGAUGGCAUGCUGCAGCAGGGUCUGCUCAAGGAGUUGCGUCAGUUCCACAACAGCUAUGCGAACGUCACCUUGCAGGCGUACACUAAGGGCGUGCUGCAGACCAUUGGCUACAAGGAGUUUGUGCCAUAUUUGCAGAAAUACGAUGCGCAGCAGGAUGACAGGCUAGAGGCGUACCUAAGUGCGCACCAAUACCAGCUGCCCACGUCGGAGCAGCUUCUGGCCAUGGAGAGCGAGGCGGAGCAUCUCGCUGCCAGUCUCAAGCUGCUGAGCAGCUGCUGUGCCGAAUUGAAGCUGGUCACGCGUCGCUACUCCAAGAAGCAGCUGAAGUGGAUAUACAAUCGUUUUCUGGCCAGCAAAGAUCGACAAGUGCCCGAUCUAUACGAGCUGGACACCAGCAUUGUGAGCGCCUGGCCCGAAGCGGUCUUUAAGCGUGCCGAGUGCAUCAUAGACAGCUAUUGCCAGGCGCAAAACUGCGAGAUUCUGCCCAUUGCCAGACGUGUGCAUCCUGGCGCCGAUCUAAACGAGGAGACGAGCCAUUUUUGUGCCAUUUGCGAGCGUCAUUUCGUCGGUGAAUAUCAGUGGGGCCUGCAUCUGAAGUCAAACAAGCACAAGCGACGCCGCGAGUCGCAGCGGCGCAAGCAGCGAGAGGCGGCAGAACAGGCGGAACAGGCAGCUAGACCCCAAUCGAAGCCGGUUGCCGAGCUUCCCGAUAAGACGCUGUAACCGAGACGGCCAGACAGAUGUAGUAAUAAAUGUAUUUACGUAUAAAAACCUGAGUAUUAGCUUGCAAUACACUUGC